This is a messenger RNA of Stylonychia lemnae, 2226 nucleotides long. The record is from the annotation of a GenBank genome assembly. Lineage: Eukaryota; Ciliophora; Spirotrichea; Sporadotrichida; Oxytrichidae.
AUGUCAAAAAAGGUUCAAGAGCAAACUAUGAGAGUGGUAAAUGAAUAAAUAAACUAAGUGAAGAAUGAUAUUAAGGAACAGGAAGUCAAGAUUUAAUAGGUAGCAAAUUUAGAAAAAAUUAAAAUAAAAAAACCAUCAUAGCCUGUCCAGAUAAUUUAAAAAAGUAGUAUAAAUUUAAAUCCAUCAAGUUAGCCCAUGUUCACCAAUCAACUUCAUCUGAAAGUGUAAUAGAAUUUUGCAGUCAUAGAAGAAGAGAAGUAAAAGAGCAAUAGGAAAUCCACAAGAAAAUCUUCAAAGAUCCCCAAGGAGGUCCCUCACCAUGAACAAGAGUAGUAGAGUUCUUACUUUAAAGAUGAUGAAAGCAAGGAUGAGGAUGAAUAUAGUGAUAAUAAGAAAAAUACCAUAGCAGAUUUAGGAAUUGGGGUAAAACUGGAUACAGCUUUCGAGAAAAACUUUAAGAGUUUACAAGAUAAGGUCAAGUAACUUCCAUCCAACAAUAGCUCGCUAAAAAAGGCACCCAAAGGCUUUGGUGAAUAGGAAGAAGAUACUGACAUAAAUGAUGAUUCAGAGCCUAAAAAGGCUAGAAAUAUGGGUUUCCCAAAUUUUAGUUACUUGGAUCCUGAUGUAUUAGGGCCUCCUGUUAAAUAAGAUCUUACAUUUUACAAACAGUAUGUAGAUAAUCUUGCAAAUAAUACCUUUAUGAAGCUAUUUGUAAACUAAGGUUCUAGCCAAAAUAUAAAACAACCUCAGCAUAUUUAGGAUCAAAUAGAGGAAGAAUCGGAUGAUGAUAAUACAGAUAAUCACAAAAUUUCUGAAAUGAGUGAUAAAAGAUUGCCUAGCAAGGAUAAAUCUCUGCAGGAAUAUAAUAAUGAAUUCGAUUCGAGUUUUAAUAAUAAGCCUUAUCCUUCAAGACUGAAUAUUAAGAAAAUAUCUAGAUCCAAAAUGAGUGAUUUCAAAGGUCUAGUGUCAGACAGAAGAUCAAAUAAGAAUUAUUCUAGAGCUGAUUCUAUGAAUCAUCUUUCCAAAAAUGACAAUUAUUAGUAAUAUGAGGAUUCAUAAGAAUUUGGGCUUCCUCAACUUAAUAAUAUAAACGUAUCUUAUCACUCAGGUGUAAGAGAUAAUUCCAGAGGAAAAUCUCUUAUCGAUGAUAGACAAUCUAUAGGUAGUAAGAGAUCUUCUAAACUUGAUGUCUAAUCAGUUGGUUAAGCUUCAAUCAAGUUAAAUGCUAAAAUACAUUAAAAUAGAGUCUUUUAGGAUAAUAUAGUCGAUUAGAGCAUACUCACUCCAAUUAAAUUCAACAUAAACAAAAGCUAUCUCGCUAAUAAUGAUAGCUCUCUUGAAAGAGCUUAAAAUGCAUAUUAAAAAUACCAAUAAGCCACAAGAAACUAAUAGAAUCAGCAACAACAACACUAGCAAUAAAAUAUUGUUAAUUUUGGGAAUCUGAAGGCCAUAAACAGAUAGUAUGAAUACGAUAGGAAUAUGCAUACACCAAAUACCAUUAUAUCAGCUCAUUCAAAGUAACAUUCAAUUAGCAGUAUGAAUAAUAUAUCUGAUUAUCCCAGUAGAAUGGGAUCAGAGAUCAAUUACAACUCUAGGAAGAAGGAGUUGCAAGCAAUUCAUGAACUCAGGCUAGAUAUAAAUUCAUAGGCUAGAUCUAUAAAUAAUCAAUCAGAUUAUCAGUAAUAGGAUGAUGAGACAAAUAUGAAGAAUAUUGUUGAUAAUUUCUAAGUUGCAUUUUCAGAAGGCAAACAAUCUUAAGAACUAAUUUUCAUGAAAAAACUUCGUCUUAGACAUCCAAUUAUGAGUCAAAUCAGUUUUAAUGCAUUUAAAUUACUUAUAGAAAAAUCUUAUUUAAUCAGACAUAAGAAAGAUGAAGCUAUAUAUGAAUAGAAUCAACCAAUCGACUGUUUGUAUUUCAUUCUAUUUGGAUCAUUAUCAUUGAUAAUCAAACAGAAUGGACAAACGAUUAUGUAUGAAAAGGAAUUCACUAAAGAGGAUACUCUUUGUGAAGAAAUAAUUUUUGAAGAGGAUAAUUUUAAGGCGAAGGAGACAGCUAUAUGCUCCAGCUAAGAAGUCUGCUUGCUCCAAAUAAGAAUUAACGACUUUUUGGACUUAGAUAUUAAUAGAAAUAAAGGAGGAGGAGAUGGUGUAUAAAAAGAUUUCGACAUUCUUGCUUCUAUAUUAAAGGCUGUUUACGAAGAUAAGCAAACUUUAAGAGAGGAUUGA